Astyanax mexicanus (Mexican tetra) is the source of this 1226-nucleotide messenger RNA. It is a transcript of the gene iah1, whose product is annotated as isoamyl acetate hydrolyzing esterase 1 (putative). The coding region runs from base 100 to 822 and encodes 240 amino acids. The record is from RefSeq and is a predicted model, not a curated record. Gene Ontology annotation, molecular function: hydrolase activity, acting on ester bonds. The transcript is spliced from 6 exons. NCBI's taxonomy places the organism in Eukaryota, Metazoa, Chordata, Actinopteri, Characiformes, Acestrorhamphidae.
UACAGCAGGGGGCGUCAGACAGCAGGACUGGAGCUGCUGGUUUGGUGGUGAACUGUGAAGAAGACAGUUUGAAGGAGUUUGUGGUGUUUAUAUUUCAGAAUGUCUAAAAUAAAGAGCAUUGUUUGGCCGCAGGUCGUUCUGUUCGGGGAUUCCAUUACACAGUUCUCCUUUCAGGUGAACGGCUGGGGCUCUGAGAUAGCGAACAGACUGGCGAGGAAAUGCGACGUGGUGAACAGGGGUCUGUCAGGGUACAACACGCGCUGGGCUAAAAUAGUUCUGCCCCGCCUCCUGCCGGCCUGCCCCCCGGCCUGUCCUGUGGCAGCAGUGACCGUCUUCUUCGGAGCCAACGACUGUUCCCUGCAGGAUAAGAACCCCCAGCAGCACAUACCCUGUGAGGAGUACACUGAGAACCUGAAAGACAUGGUUAAAUACCUGGCCUCAGCCGGAGUGUCUAAUGACAAAGUUAUCUUCAUUACCCCUCCACCACUUCAUGAGCCAUCAUGGGAGAAAGAGUGCAUCCUGAAAGGUUCCUCUCUGAACCGCCUGAACUCUGUGACUGGUCAGUACGCUCAGGCUUGUGUCCAGACUGCAGGUCAGUGUGGGGUGGACGUGCUUGAUCUGUGGUCUCUCAUGCAGAAGGAUGGACAGGAUUUCACAGUCUACCUCUCUGAUGGAUUGCACCUCUCCGAGAAAGGCAACCAGUUUGUGGCCGAGCACCUGUGGAAAUUGCUGGAGAGCAGAGUGGCUGACCUUCCCUUCAUCUUGCCUUAUUGGGCAGAUGUGGACGCAAAAAACCCAGAGAACAGUCUCCUGUGUGAUUAGACUCAGCAGGCCUGAUAUUCCACAGAAGAUCUGAACUACUGUAAACCACUGCACACUGACGUUUGGUUACAUUUGACUUGUUUCAGUCUGGGAAGGGUGUUUUUAUCAUGUGCACACAGGCCCUUUCUCAUUUCAUGGAACUUCUUGGGAAAACCUGUCUGACAGCACAAGUAAGGAGCUGCUACAAAAUAUAUUUGAGUCCCAUAGGAACUACGGACGUAAGGUUCUGAGACCUCAUCCACAGGUAUCUGCCUUUUUUAAAAACAUAUGGACUCCUCGCCACACAGCUUUGUGGAUUUUUUUUUUGUGAACGUUGAUGUCGCAGUGCACGCCUGACUCUCACAUACCUCCUUACCUUGUAUAUACAGGUUCAUCUUAAUAAAUUUUAAUAUUAAACGCAAAAA